GUCUUGUGUGACAGGGCUAACGGUUGUCGCAUCCGAUCAUUCAGUGGUCCUGGUUUGUUGAUGUCUGCUGGACUGCAGCGGUAGUUGGUAACGGGGGACUGGCCAUUGUUUCAGGCCACUUUUGUUACAUUCAAAGACUCCAGUUCGCUAGCUAGCAUAAAUGGAUUGUCGAACUAAAAGAUGAUCGCCUCACUGUCUAGAGGAAGUUUACUGGAAGAGGUUCUUCAUGGGGGCUUUAACGAGCAGCAGUUGGCAGCUUAUGUUUCCUGGGUGAACUCUCAACUGAAGAAGAAGCCCGGUCUCAAGCCGAUCACAGACCUCAGGAGGGACCUGCAGGAUGGAGUGGUGCUCACACAACUAAUAGAGAUAGUUGCUGGAGAAGUGCUGGAAGGAGCGUAUGCUGCUCCACAGAACAAAGAGGAAAGCAGGAAGAAUGUGGAGCAAGUGUUGCAGUUCAUUUCCUCCAGACACAUACGGAUGUCACACAUAUCCGCUAGAGACAUUGUGGAUGGCAAUCUGAAAGGUGUAAUGAGGAUAAUUCUGGCAUUGGCUGCCCACUUCAAACCCUCAGCCAAUCAUAGGAAUGCUACUGGAAGUGCAAGGAGCUCAACGAAAGCAAGUUCCAGCUACAACCCUCAUUCCAGUGUUGCACUAGCACAAGGUGCUGCAGCUGCCUUAGCAUCAGCACGACUGGAUGCAUUGCAGCCUUCAUAUGUUGCACGGAUCCACAGUGGCUGGGGCCUGGAUGUGGAUAAAGGUGUGUGUGUUCGUGCACUGGUUAAGCAAUAUGAAAGAGGAGGUUCAGAAGAACAGGAUGAUUUUCUGCCUAACAGCUUCAGCUCUGUCAGUUCACAGCCAUCUCCAAGAACACCACCCAGCUGCCACUAUGACAAACAGCAGGAAGACAGCAAAGACAGCAUCACCAUCAAGGAAAGCGCUGCUGAAUCCUCUCACAUCACAGUGGAGUCUGCAUUGGAGGAGUCUCUUAACGAAGCUAUAGAAAAAGAAGUGCAGGAGACGCGUAAAAUGGUGUCUGCGUUACAGGCCCUACUGCUGCACGGUUCGAUGCCUGAGGAUGAGCAGGAUGUGGCGUUGACUUUGGACCAAGGCAGCGCUGAACAACAAUUGGUAGUCGUUCGCAGUCGUUUGGAUCAAAGCAUGGAGGAGUCACAGGCACUGAAGAGGGAACUGUUGCGUUGCAAACAAGAGAUAAGAAACCUUCAGGGAGUGAAGGAUGCUCAGCAGCAGAGGCUUUGCACUCAGGAAGCAUCAGUACUGCAGAUGAAGCAGGAGCUUCUCAGAGCCAGCAUGGCAAAAGAUGACCUUAACAACCAGAAUGCAGAUCUACAGUGGAAGUUGGAGGAAUGUAACAGGCUGUGGGGCGAAUGCAAGAAGGAGGCAGGACAAAAGGACAGACUGCUGCAGCAACUCAAACACAAGCUUGAAGAAAGCCAGCAGCAGCAGGGUGAAUUACAAAGAGAGUUGGAGCAUAAAAGCAGCCAACUACAGGAGUUAAUGAGCAGAGAUUUGCAGCAGAUUCCCACUGCCAAAGAAAAUGGAUAUUCUUACCCUGGAAAUCCGUCUCCAUCUGUGUCCAGUCAGGCGGAGGAGGUUCAGCUGCUCAGAGAUGCACUUAGGAGUUUGAGGAACAACUUUAGAGACCAUGACCCGCAGCACCACACGUUGGACACGCUGGAGCAGGGCAUAGUGUCGCUCAUUGACAGACUGCGUGUUCUGCAUACUCACAGGGGAAGAGGAAAAUCACCAAGACGCAAAGGUCAACACACUGACUCUGACUCCCUGUCUUGCAAAAAAUCUGAUUGCCAGUCCCACAAUGGCUCUUCUGCAUCUACCAAAAUUCUUUAUUUUACUGGAAAGUCUCCAACACCUUCCAUGAUUAAUAUACAAAAGAGGCUAGGUGAGGUGACUCUCAAGGACGUUAAAGCAGCUGUGGAUCGAGGGGGGAACUUUAGGUACCACUUCAAGGCCCUGGACCCUGAGUUUGGCACUGUGAAGGAAGAGGUAUUCCUGGAUGGAGCAAUUGUUCCAGGUUGGGAAGGGAAAAUAGUGGCCUGGGUAGAAGAGGAGAGUGGAGGGGAAAGGCCGAUGUAGGUUCAAGCUGAGGGAGCAUGACACUUGAUUUUACUUCUGCUUACUUUGAUCCCAGAGGUGCAUCAAGAGAGCUGGUCAGAAGAGAGGCACAAAUGGACACUUUGAGGAAAAGUACUGUUACUGUAGCAAGAGGUUUGUGCUGAUCAACUGGUAUGCAACAGGUUUUAACCAGUGUUGAUCUGGAAACUGUCUGUGACUGAUAAUUACAUUAUAAUUAAAACCAGUGCCUUAGAUCAUAAUGGGAAAAAGCUCUUCCCAUCACGUUUUUAUUGUCAGGCAGUAACUGCGGUAUAUAAGGGGACUUGAAAUAAGGCAUGAAGAUAAAAUACUUUUAUCUGAAGCUGAAGGAAUGUUUGUUGUUUAGCGUAGCUAAUGAAAAGGAACCAGUUUAAUGUUAAAAUGCUCAGUAGCAGAAACACUUAUUCAGAAUACCACCAUAUUACAGGUUACAAAUAUGUUUUGUCUACGUUUCUUUAGCCUUGGUACGUUCUGGUCUCAUAAUACAGUAUUAUUUACCAUAGCAAGAAAAUAGGAUCAAAUCUAGGUUGUAGAACACUUUAAAAGAAUGGGAAAAGUCAAUGUUUGUGCAAGAUUAAUUUAUUUUUUUUUGGAAAUAAAUAUUCUGUUGCAAAAAGAUAGGGGACAAAGUGUUUGAGAAUGUGCUUGAGAAUAACCAGGUUUGUGAAAUAGAACCUAAAACCACAUGUGGGUUUAAAUGUUUUAGAUUUUGUUUACUGUAUAAAAGGGUUUUGUAAACGUGUGUAAAGUAUUUUCACUAUAUCUUUAAAUAUUUAAAGAUUGUUAUCUAUAUUUGUUUCGAGAUCCUUACGAUGCAGCUGUUUUGUGCCUGUGAAAAAGACGCUGUGGAUGUCACAGAUUGUAAGAGUUUGCUGGGCAAAUUUUAAGAAAAUGUAAGUAUGUUUUAGUCGGCCCUUGCCACUAAGUUUUAGGUUUGUUUGGGAUUCAGUUUAGCAACAUGCAUUUAGUUGUAGUAGUUGUGCUAAUGUUGGGGUGGGAGGCCAGGGUGUAUAGAAAGAAAAAUGAACUGUGUUUUUAUGCAUCUUUUUCUAUUUUGCCUUUGGAUCACUGUAUUUGCCUUCACUAAAACGCCAACAGAAACGUUGUCUACUUUUAAUGCCAUACCUGCUUGUACUGUGAAAUGUACAAUUUGCUGGUAAGAUGGUAAUUUUCCUUUUUAUUGAAAUACUGGAUUUUUUGCAGAACCUAUACGUCUUUUGUUGAAUAUUAAAAAUCUAUUUUAAAAUAAAA
Betta splendens (Siamese fighting fish) is the source of this 3381-nucleotide messenger RNA. Its product is annotated as dixin-like. The record is from RefSeq and is a predicted model, not a curated record. Lineage: Eukaryota; Metazoa; Chordata; Actinopteri; Anabantiformes; Osphronemidae. Gene Ontology annotation, biological process: canonical Wnt signaling pathway. Gene Ontology annotation, cellular component: cytosol. Gene Ontology annotation, molecular function: protein binding. The coding region runs from base 181 to 2112 and encodes 643 amino acids. The transcript is spliced from 21 exons.